AUGAAGCUCGUCAGGUUCUUGAUGAAAUGCGCGAACGAGACAGUGACGAUCGAACUCAAAAAUGGCACAAUCAUCCACGGUACCAUAACAUCGGUCUCUCCCCAGAUGAACACAGCGCUCCGCACAGUAAAGAUGACACAACGUGGUCGCGACCCAAUUGCCCUGGACACAAUCAACCUCCGAGGUUCGACAAUCAGAUACUACAUCCUACCAGAUUCACUGCCUUUAGACACGCUGUUAAUCGACGAUGCGCCCAAACCAAAGAACAAGGCUAGAAAGGAGGCGGCAGAUAGAGGUGCGCCUGUUCGAGGACGUGGGGGACGUGGUGGACCGAGAGGAGGUGGUGGUGGAAGAGGCAGAGGUGGAGGACGCGGACGGGGCGGUGGUAGGGGAUUUUAG
Molecule: messenger RNA, 399 nt
Organism: Glarea lozoyensis ATCC 20868
Lineage: Eukaryota; Fungi; Ascomycota; Leotiomycetes; Helotiales; Helotiaceae
Product: Sm-like ribonucleoprotein
Exons: 3
Coding region: 1-399 (132 amino acids)
Biological process (GO): RNA processing; spliceosomal snRNP assembly
Cellular component (GO): U5 snRNP; SMN-Sm protein complex; U12-type spliceosomal complex
Molecular function (GO): RNA binding
Source: RefSeq, a predicted model, not a curated record